Molecule: messenger RNA, 1266 nt
Organism: Linum trigynum
Lineage: Eukaryota; Viridiplantae; Streptophyta; Magnoliopsida; Malpighiales; Linaceae
Source: the annotation of a GenBank genome assembly
AUGAGAGGGUUACUCAACAAGGUCGUCUCGCGUUCGCUCUCCGUCGCCGGAAAAUGGCAGCAGCAGCAGCUCCGUCGUCUGAAUGUCCACGAGUAUCAGGGAGCUGAAUUGAUGGGUAAACAUGGAAUAAACGUACCGAAAGGUGUAGCUGUUUCUUCCAUCGAGGAGGUCAGGAAGGCAAUUCAGGAGGUGUUUCCGAAUCAAAGAGAGAUAGUUGUUAAGAGCCAGAUUUUGGCUGGUGGGCGAGGUUUGGGGACAUUCAAAAGUGGUCUUCAGGGUGGAGUUCACAUUGUUAAGAGCGAAAAGGUUGAAGACAUUGCUGGAAAAAUGCUCGGCCAAGUACUUGUCACAAAGCAAACUGGCCCUCAAGGAAAAGUUGUCAGCAAGGUUUACUUGUGUGAAAAAUUGUCUCUUACAAAUGAAAUGUACUUCGCUAUCAUGUUGGAUCGUCAAACUGCUGGUCCGCUUAUCAUUGCCUGUAAGAAAGGUGGAACCAGCAUUGAAGAUCUAGCUGAGAAAUUCCCUGACUUGAUUAUUAAGGUACCAAUCGACGUUUUUGAAGGAAUCACAGAUGAAGAUGCGGCUAAGGUUGUCGAUGGGUUGGCUCCGAAGUCUGCCGAUAAAAAGGAUUGCAUAGAGCAAGUGAAGAAAUUGUAUAAACUUUUCUGCGAUAGUGACUGCACAUUGUUGGAAAUCAAUCCCAUUGCAGAAACGGCUGAUAACAAAUUGGUCGCAGCUGAUGCUAAGUUGAACUUCGAUGAUAAUGCUGCUUUCCGCCAGAAGGAGUUAUUUGCACUCCGUGAUCCAACUCAGGAGGACCCUCGAGAGGUGGCUGCUGCUAAGGCAGAUUUGAAUUACAUUGGGCUAGAUGGUGAGAUUGGUUGCAUGGUGAAUGGUGCAGGGCUGGCAAUGGCCACAAUGGAUAUUAUUAAGCUGCAUGGUGGAACUCCUGCCAAUUUUCUCGAUGUUGGUGGAAAUGCUUCUGAAGGCCAGGUGGUUGAGGCAUUCAAAAUUUUGACUUCUGACGAUAAAGUAAAAGCAAUCCUGGUGAACAUAUUUGGAGGGAUCAUGAAAUGUGACGUUAUAGCCAGCGGAAUUGUCAAUGCUGCCAAACAGGUUUCUCUAAAAGUACCCGUGGUGGUUCGUCUCGAAGGCACUAAUGUUGAUCAAGGGAAAAGGAUCCUCAAGGAAAGCGGAAUGGCCCUAAUUACAGCCGAAGACCUGGACGAUGCUGCCGAGAAAGCAGUAAAGGCACUAUCAAGUUGA